GUCGGAAGGGCUCCUGCGCGCCUCCAACCGCGGACGCUGCGCUCGGGCUGACGCCGCGCUCCGGCCGUGCGGGGCUUUCUCCCCGUGGGCCCCUCCGUCGCCCGGGAUGUUCGUCUCUCACGUCGUGGCUUGCGGCUUCUUGGUGGCGCUGCUGGCGCUGGAGGCCAAGUCGGCCCCCCGACCCCGGCACAAGGUGCCCGUUUGGCAGGACCCCUCCAGGAACACGGCGGCGCUGGGGCGCGAACUGGCCGAGCUGCUGGCAGAGGCGUUCUCGGGGCCCGUGUCGCGCGGCGGCGGCGGCGGCGGCGGCGGCGGCGGCGGAAAGCCGGACUCGGGCCGGCAGCGGCAGCAGCAGCAGCACCGAUCCAAGGGCGCGUCGUCGACGUCGCGGGCGAUGUGGGACCUGCGCACCGACGCCAAGCAGGCCAGGCCGGGCUGGGGCCGGCUGGGCCACUCCGAGCACCCCCAGGGCGGAGGAGGAGGAGGAGGAGGAGGAGGAGGAGGAGGAGGGUCGCGGCGGUCGAGGGGCUCCAAGAAGGGGCUGACCAAAGGCUGCUUCGGCCUCAAGCUCGACCGCAUCGGCACCAUGAGCGGCCUGGGAUGCUGAGGCGGCGACCCCUGGCGGCGGUCUGACGCUCCUUUGGAACGCCCUCACCCCAUUCAUGGACAUUUUUGAACAUCCUCCCAGAAUCCUCCGGAUGGGUACCGCUGAUGGACCGCCAAGCGCAGACAGCGGGCCGGCUCGGCACAUCCCUGUUGGUACGAGGACUUGUAACUGAACCAGCAAUUCGGAGGAGGGGCCGUUUUGAUUUUGAACUUCCAUAUGCUCCCUUCCUAUCUUAACCCAUAUACAUAUAUAUAUAUAUAUAUCUGUAUCUAUACACACACAGAGAACCCCCCACCCCGAUUCCUCACGACAAGGGACUCUCGCCCACUCCCACGGACUGAGGAAGCCGGCUGCAUCCCGUUAAGAUUGCUGUUUGUACAUUCAUGUCACGCAUCAAUGUAUUUAUGUUGUAAAGCUAUUUAUAUAUUGUUUAUAAAGAGAUAUUUAUAAAAGAAAUUUUAUUUAUGUAACUAAAUGAA
This is a messenger RNA of Sphaerodactylus townsendi, 1086 nucleotides long. It is a transcript of the gene NPPC, whose product is annotated as natriuretic peptide C. Gene Ontology annotation, cellular component: extracellular region. Gene Ontology annotation, molecular function: hormone receptor binding; hormone activity. Gene Ontology annotation, biological process: cGMP biosynthetic process; receptor guanylyl cyclase signaling pathway. The transcript is spliced from 3 exons. The record is from RefSeq and is a predicted model, not a curated record. NCBI's taxonomy places the organism in Eukaryota, Metazoa, Chordata, Lepidosauria, Squamata, Sphaerodactylidae. The coding region runs from base 107 to 607 and encodes 166 amino acids.